UCGCCAAGAUGAAGCUUACUGUAAAGACUCUCAAAGGCAGCCACUUCGAAAUUAGGGUUCAACCCACUGACACCAUCAUGGCGGUUAAGAAAAAUAUUGAAGAUGUGCAAGGAAAAGACAAUUAUCCAUGUGGACAGCAAUUAUUGAUUCACAAUGGAAAGGUUUUGAAAGAUGAAAGUACUCUGGCAGAGAACAAGGUCUCUGAAGAUGGUUUUCUUGUUGUCAUGCUUAGCAAGAGUAAAACUUUGGGCUCAAGUGGGACCUCAUCCACCCAGCCUGGAUCUACAACUCAACCAAUUUCUAAUCCUACUUCUGCACCUGAAGCUCCUGUACAAGCACCGGCCCCAGAAAUCACCUCGUCUGGUUCCAAUGUGGCAACAGCUAAUGCUCCUUCUGAUACGUAUGGUCAGGCUGCUUCCAUUUUGGUUGCUGGUUCUAACCUUGAGCAGACCAUUCAACAAAUAAUGGAUAUAGGUGGUGGCAACUGGGACAAAGAAAUAGUUACCCGUGCACUUCGAGCUGCUUACAACAAUCCAGAGCGAGCUGUGGAUUACUUGUAUUCAGGUAUUCCAGAAGCAGCGGAAGUUGCAGUGCCAGUGGCUCAUUUGCCUGUGAAUCAGGCAACUUCUGAGGGGGCUGAAACACGUGCAGCAGCAGCUGCACCCAUCUCUGGAGCACCUAAUUCAUCUCCUUUUGAUUCUCUCUCUCUGCUCUCUUCGAUCCCUGAAAGUGUCAAUUUGGGUUUUCAUUCACAUUCUCUCUCUCUCAUCUUUCCACUUUCAAACCCACAAUCCUUUUUUUUAAUCAACCCACUACCUCACUUUCUUUAAACCCCACUUUCACUCACACUCACAUGGGCUUGUCCCAUUCUCCUCUCAUCUUUUCAACUUUUCUUUCAACUUUUUUUUUCCAAAGUAUUU
This is a messenger RNA of Camellia sinensis, 920 nucleotides long. Its product is annotated as ubiquitin receptor RAD23b. NCBI's taxonomy places the organism in Eukaryota, Viridiplantae, Streptophyta, Magnoliopsida, Ericales, Theaceae. Gene Ontology annotation, molecular function: ubiquitin binding; proteasome binding; polyubiquitin modification-dependent protein binding. Gene Ontology annotation, cellular component: nucleoplasm; cytosol. Gene Ontology annotation, biological process: proteasome-mediated ubiquitin-dependent protein catabolic process; nucleotide-excision repair. The record is from RefSeq and is a predicted model, not a curated record.